ACGAAGCAGCUAGUGCUGCAAGAUCCUCCCUGCCUCACUAGUGCUGCUCAUAUCCAAGUCAACAGAGCACUGAGGCCAUCAUAAAGUUGUACUUCCUCUAGUGCUCUCUUUACACUCCAGCUUCUGCUUCACUCAGACGAAACCAUGAACAUGACCACCAUCAACUAUUCCACCUUCACAGCCUACACAGAGAACUCUUCCCUCACUGACCUCACAGCCUACACAAAGAACCCUUCCCUCGCUGACUCGCCCCACAGAAUCGCCCUUAUCAGCAUCUACACGGUGGUGCUCCUGGUGGGCAGCGUGGGCCUAAUUGUCAUGGUGAACAUGCUGAAAACCAACCUACGCUCGUGGACCACCAUCGCGUUUCUGAACUUGCUUUUGGCCCAUUUCAUAUUCAUGCUCACCAUCCCUUUCCGCAUCCACUACUCUGUGACCAACAAAUGGACAUUGUCCCAACCCUUCUGUAAAAUGGUCAGCGCCAUGAUCCACCUACACAUGUAUCUGGUCUUCGUCAUCUACACGGUCAUCCUCACCAUUCGUUUCCUGCAGUACUUCAAGAAAAUAGAUCGAACAGAGUUCUACCGGAGGCUUCAUGCCUUGGCAGCUAGCGUUGGUAUAUGGUCUAUUCUAAUCAUCAUUGGCCCGAUCAUCUUAAGUCAGUAUGGUUCCAAUGGCAAUAAAGACAAAUGUUUCAAUUUUGGAGGGGCCAUAAAAGGUGCGGCAUUGGCCUUGAACAUUGUUUUGUCGGUUCUCAUCCUCCUUGUGUCGUGCAUGCUGAGCUGUGCACUUGGAGUCAUUCUGUAUUCCAUUAUCAAGAUGCAUGGGGCAGCUUGCCGGGACCAGCAGGAGUUCUGGGCCCAGAUGAAGAGUGUCAGCCUCAUCCUCAUCAUCUUCACCUGCCUGGUGCCGUACCACCUGUUCCGGUUGUACUAUCUGCACAACCCCACAGUGAUGCAAGAAGAUAAUGAAGUGUUUCUGGCUAUCACCACUCUUACCUGCUUUGACAUGUUGCUCACUUUCGCAGGGAAGGGAAUAUGUUACAUGUGUAAAUGUUGACCUCAGGAAAUACCCUUUUGAGCUUAUUGCCCAACUACUGCAGAGAAAAGAAUGCAACAGUCAUGGCAGUCAUGGUUUACUGAGGGGAGAUGGUGAACAAACUGCUUGAACAACCAAAGCUUUAGAGAUCUGCUCUGUUCAUCGUGGUCUUCCCUUACAGAUCUUCUCCGGAGACAAGAAAAACAUUUGACGCUAAGGGACAUUUUUCUCAAACACUGUUCAGAAGGACAAGACCAAAAAGGUCACACCUAAAACUGCUGAUGUGGCCCAGUAAUGCAACAACUAUGUGGAUGAGCCGUCAGUAGACUAGUGUUCAUUUCUUGCUAGCAACGAGUGCAUAUUGUGAUUAAAUGUUCCUUUAGGUUAAAACAUGGAGGAGAUUUCAAAAGAGGCAUCAAAAAAGCUUGAUAUAAGCUUCAUGACCUUUGAUAAGGGCUCAUAUCCUUCUUUUUUUCUUGAAUUUUAUUUUUCACCCGAAGCUCCACUUAUGACAUUUGUGUGCAUUUAUGCCAAAAAACAGUCCUAGGCCAUUUUUACAUGACCACUUUUUC
Colossoma macropomum (tambaqui) is the source of this 1610-nucleotide messenger RNA. RefSeq names its product probable G-protein coupled receptor 141 (gene gpr141). The coding region runs from base 145 to 1059 and encodes 304 amino acids. Gene Ontology annotation, cellular component: membrane. The transcript is spliced from 2 exons. The record is from RefSeq and is a predicted model, not a curated record. Gene Ontology annotation, biological process: G protein-coupled receptor signaling pathway. Gene Ontology annotation, molecular function: G protein-coupled receptor activity; oxysterol binding. Lineage: Eukaryota; Metazoa; Chordata; Actinopteri; Characiformes; Serrasalmidae.